Molecule: messenger RNA, 540 nt
Organism: Klebsormidium nitens
Lineage: Eukaryota; Viridiplantae; Streptophyta; Klebsormidiophyceae; Klebsormidiales; Klebsormidiaceae
Source: the annotation of a GenBank genome assembly
GGCUUUCAGGAGCUGCCGUCGGACGAUCCACGCCGCCAGGGAGUCAUUUAUGGGCCUACCGCCCCAGUGGACACUGCGCCCGCACUGCAGGAGGCCGACCAGGCACCAGCUGCCUUAGGUCCGCCCCCAGAGCCGGCUGCUGAUAACAUCUAUGACCCAGAGAACCCCCGAAUUGGAGCGCUCUUAGGGAAGCUGCCAGGGGCGUACCACAGUGACCCGACCGCGGGGUUCCAUAGGUCACCUCGGAUUGAUAACUCCGGCCCGCAGCCUGCCCUCCUAGUGAACGGGCGCGUGGUGCCGAACCUGAUUCUGGAUUCUGGCGCUGAGGCCGUCAUCACUGGCCCCUCAGGUGCCAAGGCAAUGGGGAUUACCCCUGACAUGAUUCGCCGCAGAGCGAUUGUGAUCCGCGGUGCAACAGGACAGCUGUCCGACCGCUUGGAUCGAACACUUGAGCCGGUCAGCUUCGAGCUGAACCCAGGCACCCCCGACGUAGUCACUGUUAUGGCGCACGUGGUGAUUGCAUCCCACCGUUCUGCCUGA